Messenger RNA from Sphaeramia orbicularis (orbiculate cardinalfish), 2364 nucleotides. Its product is annotated as cyclin-K-like. The record is from RefSeq and is a predicted model, not a curated record. Gene Ontology annotation, molecular function: cyclin-dependent protein serine/threonine kinase regulator activity. The coding region runs from base 582 to 1805 and encodes 407 amino acids. Gene Ontology annotation, biological process: regulation of transcription by RNA polymerase II. Lineage: Eukaryota; Metazoa; Chordata; Actinopteri; Kurtiformes; Apogonidae. The transcript is spliced from 10 exons.
CGGCGUAGUGCGGUGGUCUUUGUUUGGAUGGAGCGGCUACACGGUUUUACUACUAUAGAUAUCGGAUUUUAUACAAUUUUUACAGUGAUGGAAACGCAUAUCUUAAAGAAUUCAUAAGUGUUAAUUACUGGUAUCACUGAGUAAAAGUAGCUGUAGUUAUUUCAUACAAAAUUUAUCUCAAAUUUAAGAAAAAAAAAAUCCAAUGCUAUACAUUAUAUGGUAUAAUAGCUAAUAGCAUCUCGUGCUAGCAGGGUAAAUGCUGGAUCUUUCAACAAAACCUAACAGGGAAAGAGAAGUCCUGCUUUUUGCGGGACUGAACAGACCUGGCCAACCUGGACCACAUCAGACCUUGCUUAUAUUCGGACAGGAAGGACCCGUCCGCCCUGGACCAUAUAAAACCCUGUUGGUACUGGGACAAAAAGGACCUUGCUCAUACACCGUCUCAGUCAGAGGGACUGGACCCAGCCACUGAGGCCCGGUACCGGAGAGAGGGGGCUCGGUUCAUAUUUGAUGUGGGCACACGGCUUGGACUACACUAUGAAACACUGGCCACUGGAAUCGUUUACUUUCACCGCUUCUACAUGUUCCACUCAUUUAAGCAGUUCCCAAGAUAUGUGACAGGAGGAUGCUGCCUUUUCCUCGCAGGCAAAGUGGAAGAAACCCCAAAGAAAUGCAAAGACAUCAUCAAGACAGCACGGAGCCUGCUCAAUGACAUCCAGUUUGCUCAGUUUGGAGAUGAUCCAAAGGAGGAGGUGAUGGUGUUGGAGCGCAUCUUGCUGCAGACCAUCAAGUUCGACCUGCAGGUGGAGCAUCCAUAUCAGUUCCUGCUGCGUUAUGCCAAACAGCUCAAAGGUGACAAGAACAAGGUGCAGAAACUGGUCCAGAUGGCCUGGACGUUUGUGAAUGACAGCUUGUGCACCAUGGUGGCCCUGCAGUGGGAGCCUCAGAUCAUAGCAGUGGCAGUCAUGUAUCUGGCCGGGCGCCUCUGUAAGUUUGACAUCCAGGAGUGGACUUCCAAGCUGUCGUCCCGGCGCUGGUGGGAGCAGUUUGUCCAUGAUGUCCCUGUGGAGGUUCUGGAAGAUAUCUGUCACCAGAUCCUGGACUUGUAUUCUCAGGCCAAGCAGCCGAUGCCUGAUGGGAGUGCAGGGACUGGGGAGAACCUACCCCCACCUUCCAUCCCAUCUCCCUUAGCCCCCCCACCAGCCAAGAAGGUUUCUCCUCAGAGCAGCCCCAGACCCCCUAAACCGGCUCAGCCGUCUCCCAAAGAUGACAGUAAGGCCUCAAAGCUCCCAAAUCCAGAACUUCUUCCUCCUCCUCCUCCGCCCCCACCUCCUCCUCCACCAGUUACUGUAAAUCCAGACCAUAAACCCCCUCCCUCCUACCCACCAACACCAGAUCUUUCUUCCAAACCCACUCCCCCACCCUUACCCCACUGCCCCCCUCCACCACCGCCUCCUCCAAUGGACCUCCCCACCUCCAGCUCUCUGGUGUCCAGUGAAGGCUACCAGAAACUGCAGUCCAUGAUGACAACCGAGGGCUCCUGUUACACCGCCGUCCCUCCAGCCUGUGCCCCCCCACUGGGCUACCACCCCUACCCAUCAGGCACCACUACCUACCACACACCCCCACUGUCAGCCUACAGCUACCUGCUGGCACCUCCACCCCCCUCAGUCAUGGGGAUGGCCUCCAGUCUGGCUAGUGGGUACCCACCACCCUCCACCACCGGACACAACCAGCUGCCUCCCCCACUUCCACCCGGGAUGCCCCCUGUGGGUGGGAUGAAUCGGGGUACGUGGAUGAGAUGAGACAGGUGACCAGAGUGUUCCUACCUUGACUUGACUAUCAAUUUUCCAGGAUUUUAGAUCUGAAAAGUAUUCAUAAGCAGUGUUAUCAGAGACACGACAGAUGUCCAAUGAAUGUCUUCCUUUAUCUCUGAUAUUUGCACGACACAUUUUUAAGUGGACAGUGUUCACAUCAAUCUCCUGCUAAGAUAAUCUGUCAUUGUUCCAUUUCCUUUGCAGCAGGAGGUGGAAAGAACACUAGUUUGUUGUACAUUUAAUGUCUGACUUUUCAGUUGAGGAUAUUUAAUAAUUUACACAAAUAUGAUCUUUGAAAGCACAUAUUGUUUUUAUUUUUUUUUAGCUUCUUCAAGAGAGCACAGCACUGUUAAAGGCAGCUUUUUAUGUUCAGGACGUUGUGAAAUCAGCUGUUUCCAUUCAGUUCACAUAGAAGUGUGGAUCCUUUGUCAGUGUUAACAUCAGUUUAUGAUGUUAUUUGUUUUGUAUAAGGGAAGCCUUAUUGAAAACAUGUCCGUGCCAACCAGAAUGGGUUUGUAUGUCUAGUAUAAUGCUGCUUUUUAUUUAA